AUGACUCAAGCUUAUGAUAAUUAUUACAGUGAAUUUCAAAAAAAUGCGGAGUUACAGCAAAAUUUAAAAUACAAAAAGAAAUAUCGAAGAUUAAAAAGGAUCAUAAAGGAUACAGUAUUCGAAAAUGCAGCAUUGUGUGAUCAAGUUGCUCAAAUGCAAGAAAAUCUUAUGCUUGUAAAGGAGGAAAGGCUCUUUCUUUUACGUAAAUUAUGUCAGCAACAAGGAGACAUAGAUCCUUCUAGUAUGAUAGUUCGAUCUCAAUCAAACAAUAUUAAUACUAAUUCAUUUAAUCCAGAAUGUUCUACACCUAAAAAAACUGCAAAGAAAAGAGUAUCAACUGAUGGGUCAGAAACUAAAAAUAAGACUAAACGUUACAAUAAAACUGCAAGGAAAGUAGUCCAAUUAAUACCAUUAGAUGUCCAUGGAAGACCUAUAUUUCCUAUUGCUUUGGGUGAUCUCACUGUUUACUCCCUUGGAGAAGUAGUAUCAGACAGGAUAGCUUAUCAUACAGAAGAUCUCAUUUAUCCAGUAGGUUAUUGUAGUACAAGGGUAUAUGCUAAUUUAAGAGAUGUAAGAACAAAAAGCUUGUAUACAUGUAAGAUAUUAGAUGGUGGACCAAAACCAAGAUUUGAAAUUGUAUCUGAUAAUGAUUUAGAUCAACCACUGGUUGGAUCUACCCCUGAUGAAUGCCAUUCUAAGCUAUUAAUGGCAAUUUCUCUUGCACUUUGUUCAAUAACACCAAAAGGGGCUGAUUUCUUUGGAAUUUCACAUCCUACUAUACAAAAUCUUAUACAAAGUACACCUGGUACUCGUAAAUUAGUUAUGUAUAAACAACAACGUUUUGAAGUAAGCAAAAAUCAAACAAUGGAAAGGGGAACAAGCCCAAUAAUGGAAGAAGAAGCAGAUCCAGGGCUUGGAUUUGCUGCUUUACAUAGGCAUUUUGCUUUAGGAAAUUCGUAUAGAAUUAAAGAAGAACCACCUGAUAAUGAUCUUUUAACUCUUCAAGAACUUCUCUCGUGA
This is a messenger RNA of Eufriesea mexicana, 1020 nucleotides long. Its product is annotated as transforming growth factor beta regulator 1. The record is from RefSeq and is a predicted model, not a curated record. Gene Ontology annotation, cellular component: nucleus. The transcript has 5 exons. Bases 1 to 1020 code for a protein of 339 amino acids. Gene Ontology annotation, biological process: regulation of cell cycle. Lineage: Eukaryota; Metazoa; Arthropoda; Insecta; Hymenoptera; Apidae.